This is a messenger RNA of Nerophis lumbriciformis (worm pipefish), 987 nucleotides long. The record is from RefSeq and is a predicted model, not a curated record. NCBI's taxonomy places the organism in Eukaryota, Metazoa, Chordata, Actinopteri, Syngnathiformes, Syngnathidae.
AUGGCUUCCGUUUCCCAAGCUCAAGGAAACAAAAACCCCUCCUCCACGUACGUGUACUCCAGCCGUCCCCGGCCGGUGGACGGCCCGUGCGCGGAGAAGCCUCAGUACGGCAACAUCAUGUACGAUCGGCGGGUGAUCCGGGGGAAUGCCGCCAAGACGGCGGCGCAGGCGGCCGACGUCCUGCAGCAGCACGGCUUCCGCCGGAGGUCUGUGGACUUUUUGCGCUCCAGAGACCAGCUGUGGUUCAAGACUCGCGGCGACCACAACAACCUGCCCGGCAGAAAGCACGUGGACGUGCAAACCGACUCCUAUCUGGAGGAACUGAGUCUGGCGCUGGUGACCAAGGACGCCGACUCGCAAACCGACCCUUUCCUGGACAGGCCGGCCACUCCGCUCUUCAUCCCGGCCAAGUCGGGCGAAGACGUGGCCACCCAGAUCCUGGAGGGGGAGCUCUUCGACUUUGACCGGGAGGUGCAGCCGGUGCUGGAGGUCCUGGUGGGUAAGACCAUCGAGCAGUCUCUGCUGGAGGUGAUGGAGGAGGAGGAGCUGGCCUGCCUGCGGGCCCAGCAGAGGGCCUUCCAGCAGCUGCGUAACGCCGAGCUGGCCGAAGUCCAGCGGCUCCAGGAACAGGAGCGCCGUCGCGCCGAGGAGAAGGAGUGUCGCAUCGGGCAGCAGAAGGAGGCGGUCCGCAAGGAGAAGGAGACGGCCGAGAUGAUCGCAGCCCAGGCCUGCGCGCAGCAGUUUCUGUCCAAGCUCUUCCCCGCGGUCUUCGCCUCGCUCCGCAGACACGGCUACUUCUACGACCCCGUGGAGAGGGAUAUCGAGAUCAACUUCUUCCAGUGGUUGAUGGCCGAGGUCAACAACACGCUGGAGAAGAGGAAUUCAGCCAGGCUGCUGCUGGACACCAUUAUCCACGACAUCGCACUGGCCAGACGGGAUUUCUUCGGGGCGGAUCUGGAGGAGCAGGCGCCCAAAGCCGACAAGUAG